UACAGUUUUACAGUCUUUUCUCUCUCUCUCUAGAAUCUCCCAUGGCCGCCGUUUCAUCGAUCGCAAAGCUCUCACACAUUUCCACACCUUUAUUCCCAAAUCCCAACCCCUCCGCAAAGUCCACUAAAAUCGCCCUCGUCUCUUCAUUCACUCCCUCCACCAACUUCAAUUUCCAAUUCCACAACGUCACCGCCGCCCCGCUCCGCCGCUUCUCCGUCCGCGCCGCCCGGGGAAAGUUCGAGCGGAAGAAGCCGCACGUCAACAUCGGCACGAUCGGCCACGUAGAUCAUGGAAAAACCACCCUGACCGCCGCGCUCACGAUGGCGCUGGCCUCCCUUGGAAACUCCGCCCCGAAGAGGUACGAGGAGAUCGACGCCGCUCCCGAGGAGCUGAAGCGCGGCAUCACGAUCAACACCGCUACCGUCGAGUACGAGACGGAGAGCCGCCACUACGCCCACGUCGACUGCCCCGGCCACGCCGACUACGUGAAGAACAUGAUCACCGGCGCUGCGCAGAUGGACGGCGCGAUCCUCGUCGUCUCCGGCGCCGAUGGCCCCAUGCCGCAGACGAAGGAGCACAUUUUGCUCGCGAAGCAGGUCGGGGUUCCUAGUAUGGUGGUUUUUUUGAAUAAACAGGAUCAGGUUGAUGAUGAGGAGCUGCUGCAGCUGGUGGAAUUGGAGGUGAGGGAGUUGCUUUCCACGCAUGAAUUUCCUGGUGAUGAUAUUCCGAUUGUUUCUGGCUCUGCAUUGCUAGCUUUGAAUGCUUUGAUUGAGAACCCUAAGAUUACAAGAGGGGAGAAUGAGUGGGUUGAUAAAAUUUAUCAGCUGAUGGAUGAGGUUGAUAGCUACAUUCCCAUUCCGCAGAGAAGGACUGAUUUGCCGUUUUUGAUGGCUAUAGAGGAUGUUUUCUCGAUCACCGGUAGGGGGACUGUGGCUACUGGGAGGGUGGAGAGGGGGACAAUCAAGAUUGGGGAUACAGUAGACAUUGUUGGAUUGAAGGAGACGAGGAGCACGAUUAUAACGGGUGUGGAGAUGUUUCAGAAGACAUUGGAUGAGGCCGUGGCCGGGGAUAAUGUGGGUUUAUUGUUGAGAGGUAUUCAGAAGGCUGAUAUUCAGAGGGGGAUGGUGCUGGCUAAACCUGGCACAAUCACGCCUCACAAGAAGUUUAUGGUGGUGGUUUAUGUGUUGAAGAAGGAGGAAGGUGGGAGGCAUUCCCCUUUCUUUACGAAUUAUAGGCCUCAAUUUUACAUGAGGACUACUGAUGUGACUGGGGCAGUGGUCAGGAUCAUGAAUGAUCAGGAUGAGGAGUCAAAGAUGGUGAUGCCAGGUGAUCAUGUGAAAAUGGAGGUUGAGCUUAUUACACCAGUUGCUUGUGAGCAGGGGAUGAGAUUUGCUAUCAGAGAAGGUGGGAAGACUGUAGGUGCUGGUAUCAUUCAGUCAAUUAUCGAGUAGAUAUAAAGAUAAGUUGAGGUUUAUUGGGGAUUCUGUGGCUGCUUUGCGAAUUUAGUUUUGUGGUUGUAAGAUCGCUUGAUUUGUAAUAUAGGAUUGGGGGAUUUUGAGGUUACAUUUCUAUUGCAUUGCAUUACAUAUUAGAUGAGCUCCAGUGUGUCAUUAUUAUAAUUCAAUGAAAAUUGUUCACUUGGUUUUGA
Salvia hispanica is the source of this 1648-nucleotide messenger RNA. Its product is annotated as elongation factor Tu, chloroplastic-like. Gene Ontology annotation, biological process: mitochondrial translational elongation. Gene Ontology annotation, molecular function: translation elongation factor activity; GTP binding; GTPase activity. Lineage: Eukaryota; Viridiplantae; Streptophyta; Magnoliopsida; Lamiales; Lamiaceae. Gene Ontology annotation, cellular component: mitochondrion. The record is from RefSeq and is a predicted model, not a curated record.